GCGCAGAUUUGUUGCGUAGGUACACAUGGCAUCUAUGGUUUUAUUCAGUCUGAAAUGGCGCUCCAGGCUUCAUUAGAAGGUGAAGCACUCUGCAAACUGCGAGGCCAUACAGAGAUUCCAGAAUAUGAUUAAGGCCCUAACCUUGCUAAGCUGGAUUUUCUUUAUUUCCCAAAAAGAAGACUAAUACUAUCCACUUGUACAACCAGAAGGGAGCUCACGUGUAAAGCGCCUCGUCCCCGGCCGGCCUCAAGCGGCGCUAGCUCUCUGGCUGGCGCUGGAGUGUGCCGCCCCUGGCAGCCCCGCCGCUGCAGCGGGGAGCCUGGGAGAGCGGCUCUCGGAGUCUCAGGCAGCAGGAGGAGCGUGUGAGCUGUGGGCGUCCCUUUAAGAGCGGCUGGCCAGGCACGGCCUCCGCCUCUCAGUACGCGGAGCGCCGGCGGUCACCUGGGGCUCGCGGAGCAGCCAGAUCGCGGCGGAGUCGGCGCGCUUCCCCGAGGGAAGGUGGGAGAGGGGACCCGGACGCGAGGUGCCCCGAAGCCCUCUCGAGCGUAACCGUCCCGCGCCUCUCUGAGGCGGAGGAUGCGGGAGCGCAUCUGGGCGCCGCUGCUGCUGCUGCCGCUGCUACUGCCGCCGCCACUGUGGGGCGGCCCCCCGGACAGCCCACGCCGGGAGCUGGAGCUGGAGCUGGAGCCCGGGCCUCUGCAGCCCUUCGACCUGCUCUACGCCAGCGGCGCGGCCGCCUACUACAGCGGAGACUACGAGCGAGCGGUGCGCGACUUGGAAGCGGCGCUGCGCAGCCACCGGCGCCUGCGGGAAAUCCGCACGCGCUGUGCCGGCCACUGCGGGGCGCGCCACCCGCUCCCGCCCCCGCCCCCCGGCGAGGGCCCCGGCGCUGAGCUGCCCCUUUUCCGCUCCUUGUUGGGGCGGGCGCGCUGUUAUCGCAGCUGUGAGACCCAGCGCCUCGGGGGCCCCGCAUCCCGCCACCGCGUCAGCGAGGAUGUGCGCAGCGACUUCCAGCGCAGAGUGCCCUACAACUACCUGCAGCGGGCCUACAUCAAGCUUAACCAGCUCGAAAAAGCAGUGGAAGCAGCUCACACAUUUUUCGUGGCUAACCCUGAGCACAUGGAAAUGCAGCAGAACAUUGAGAAUUACAGGGCGACAGCUGGUGUUGAAGCAUUGCAAUUGGUAGACAGAGAAGCCAAGCCACACAUGGAGAGUUACAAUGCAGGAGUUAAACAUUAUGAGGCUGAUGACUUUGAGAUGGCUAUCAAGCACUUCGAACAAGCCCUAAGAGAAUAUUUCGCUGAAGAUAUAGAAUGCCGGACCCUAUGUGAGGGGCCUCAGAGAUUUGAAGAAUAUGAGUAUUUAGGGUAUAAGGCUGGUCUGUAUGAAGCUAUUGCAGAUCACUACAUGCAGGUGCUUGUUUGUCAGCAUGAAUGUGUGAGGGAACUUGCCACCCGCCCUGGCCGCCUCUCUCCCAUCGAGAAUUUUCUUCCUCUGCACUAUGAUUACCUACAGUUUGCCUACUAUCGAGUUGGUGAGUAUGUGAAAGCCCUGGAGUGUGCCAAAGCCUAUCUUCUGUGCCAUCCAGAUGAUGAGGAUGUCCUAGACAAUGUGGAUUACUAUGAGAGUCUGCUGGAUGAUAGCAUUGACCCGGCAUCCAUUGAGGCCAGAGAGGAUUUAACAAUGUUUGUGAAACGUCAUAAGCUGGAGUCUGAGCUGAUAAAAUCAGCUGCAGAAGGUCUGGGGUUUUCAUACACUGAACCGAAUUAUUGGAUCAGAUAUGGAGGACGACAGGAUGAGAAUCGGGUCCCUUCAGGAGUGAACGUAGAGGGAGCAGAAGUUCAUGGAUUCUCAAUGGGAAAAAAGCUAUCACCCAAGAUAGAUCGAGACCUAAGAGAAGGUGGUCCUCUGCUCUAUGAGAACAUCACAUUCGUCUACAACUCGGAGCAGCUGAACGGGACUCAGCGGGUUCUCCUGGAUAACGUCCUGUCGGAAGAACAGUGCCGGGAGCUCCACAGCGUGGCCAGUGGAAUCAUGCUUGUUGGUGAUGGAUACAGAGGAAAAACUUCACCCCAUACACCUAAUGAAAAGUUUGAAGGUGCAACUGUCUUGAAAGCACUCAAAUCUGGUUAUGAAGGUCGAGUCCCACUGAAGAGCGCUCGUCUGUUUUAUGACAUCAGCGAAAAGGCUCGAAGGAUUGUAGAAUCUUAUUUUAUGCUGAACUCAACUCUGUAUUUUUCCUAUACACACAUGGUCUGCCGAACAGCCCUGUCUGGUCAGCAGGAUAGAAGAAAUGACCUCAGUCAUCCCAUCCAUGCUGACAACUGUUUGUUGGAUCCAGAGGCCAACGAAUGCUGGAAGGAGCCUCCUGCUUACACAUUUCGAGACUAUAGUGCUCUCCUAUAUAUGAAUGAUGACUUUGAAGGAGGAGAAUUCAUAUUCACAGAGAUGGAUGCUAAGACUGUGACUGCCUCUAUAAAACCAAAAUGUGGGCGCAUGAUCAGCUUCUCAUCUGGAGGAGAGAACCCUCAUGGGGUGAAGGCAGUCACCAAGGGAAAGAGGUGUGCUGUGGCUCUGUGGUUCACCUUGGACCCGCUUUAUAGAGAAUUGGAGCGAAUACAGGCUGAUGAAGUGAUUGCAAUUCUGGAUCAAGAACAGCAAGGGAAGCAUGAACUGAAUAUCAACCCUAAAGAUGAGCUAUAAAAAUGAGAAAGAAUGUUCUAUCAAAUAUUUAUUUAAAUUGUUAAUCUUAUGAGAACCUUUUUAUUUUUGUACAGAGCCAUGGUAUAAAUUAACAGGUUAAUGUCAGUCAUCAGAUCUUCCUUCUGUUCCUAAGGAUGCUUGUGUUGCCUCACUCAAUCUAUCAAUCUAUCUUUCUUGUUUUGGGUUGUUUUCUCUCUCUCUCUCUUCUUAGAGACAUGGUCUAACCAUGUUGUCUAGGAUAGAGGGCAGUGGCUAUUCAGAGAUGUGAUGAUAGCACACUGGAGCCUCAAACUCUUAGGCUCAGGCGAUCCUUCAAGCCUCCCGCGGAGCUGGGACCACAGGCACGUGCCACCACACCCAGCUCUCUUUCUUGGUUUUUCAUCAUUUCAUGUAUCUAUCAAAGCCCAGUUCACCUCCUCCCCCAAACACACACACACACACACACACACACACACACACACACACACACACAAUUAAGUUGCUGCAAAUUCAAAAGCUUAGAGAGAAUAAGCUUCUUGGUGAAACUACAACUCUCAUGUGUGCUCCAGUUCUAAAAUUAACCUGUGCCUGGUCUCUGAAGCCCUUUCUUACUCUGUGCCUUUCAGCCACAUCCUUAGGUGCUAACGGCCAUGAGCUCCAACUCUCCAAAGUGAGCUCCACUUUGGGUCUGAGGAGCCCCUGGCAGAGUCCACGCUGCCUCAGGUAUCAUGGGCGUAAUGAUCACCCAGGCUCCGGGAGAUCUCAUGGAUGAUUACUGUAUGAGACAGAGGGGACUGCAGUCUUUCCGGGGCCUUGGUGGAAUUUUUGGCUCUGGUGUUUUCGCCAGACAAUAAACUUACACUGGAAGCUUUGAUUCACCCUCCACAGUACUCCAGAAAGGACUGUCCUAUAAGUUGUACACUUUAAAAGGUCAUGUAGAGGUUGUAGUAGAAUGGCUUUUCACCCUGGUGACUUUGGAAGAAAAUCUUGAAUACUGCCUGCAUCCGGGCACAUAGGUUGCCUAGGAGUGGGGUCCACUGAUGGAAAGAGGUGUUUUGUACUUACAUAAGAAAAAUAAAUUUCUGAUUGAUUUUAA
Messenger RNA from Gorilla gorilla gorilla (western lowland gorilla), 3778 nucleotides. It is a transcript of the gene P3H2, whose product is annotated as prolyl 3-hydroxylase 2. The record is from RefSeq and is a predicted model, not a curated record. Gene Ontology annotation, cellular component: endoplasmic reticulum. Lineage: Eukaryota; Metazoa; Chordata; Mammalia; Primates; Hominidae. The coding region runs from base 577 to 2703 and encodes 708 amino acids. Gene Ontology annotation, molecular function: L-ascorbic acid binding; procollagen-proline 3-dioxygenase activity; iron ion binding. Gene Ontology annotation, biological process: collagen metabolic process. The transcript has 15 exons.